Molecule: messenger RNA, 1506 nt
Organism: Chlorella variabilis
Lineage: Eukaryota; Viridiplantae; Chlorophyta; Trebouxiophyceae; Chlorellales; Chlorellaceae
Exons: 9
Coding region: 1-1506 (501 amino acids)
Source: RefSeq, a predicted model, not a curated record
AUGAAGAUCACAGUGCAGGCCGACCUCCCUCUGCCCGCAGAAACCUAUCUGCUAGAGCGUGAUGGGGCCGCGUUCCGCACGUUCAUUGCUGAGGAGAUGCGCCUGCUGGAGUAUGAGAUAAUAGACUGCUGGAGGGAAGGUUCCCAGACGCGGAUCAAAAUCAACAGCAAGCCUGACGUCUCCGCAUGGAUCCCCGGCUCCCUGGCCAGGAGCAUCCCCGAGAAGCUGGAGUACUUUGAUGUGGUGUCGUACGACCCCGCCAGGCUGGCGCAGCCGCCAUAUGAGCUAGCCAUCCGCAGCGAGGCGCCCUUCCUGGGGGAGAAGGGCCACUUUGAGUCGCGGACGCUGAUCGAGCCGCUGGGCCCCGAGCGCUGCCGCCACGUUCUGGAGCAGACCAUAGAGUUUAAGGGCAUGUUUGGGCUGGGCGGCGUGGCCAAGAAGCUGGCAAGGAAGAGCCUGCAGCAGAGCUUCAACGAGAUGCCUGCGCUGAUUGAGAAGUGGGUGCAAGUCAGAGAGGAGCUGCUGCAGACGCCGCACGGCCGGGAGCGGCUGCUGGCUGGGCGGCCCAAGGUGGAGGGUGUGGCCUGGAUGGAGGAGCAUCACGGGCGGAAGCAGCGCCGGUCUGCCAAGCACCCUUGCCGCGCCGCGGCCAGCGUGGAGCUGAGGGCAGAGGCAGGCCUGCAGCUCGGCGCGACGCAGCACAGGCCCGAUGCAGCAGCCCUAGCUGCCGCCUUCAUCCCCGCCCCGCUCCCCUCCGCGUUUGCCGCUGCCGCCGCCGAGGGCGCCGCGCUGGCUGUGGUGGGCGGGGAGGAGCCAGGCGGCGGCAGUGCUGGGGCCACAGAGCCAGGGCAGCAGCCAGAGCAGCAGGAGAGCGAGUAUUGGGAUGCUUUGGAGCGGCCCUCCCGCCAGACCACUGCCGCCACCGUAUACCUCACCCCCUCGCCCUCCCUGGCCCGCUCUGGGAUCCCGGAGCUGCCUGCUGAAGCAAUCGGAGGAGCAGCAGCCGCUCCCACCGCGGAGGCCGCGCUGCCUGCCGCCCGGCGGCGGGUGUGGGCGGAGCGGCUGGGCCCGGAUGGCAGGGCGCUGGCAGAGGAGGAGGCGGCGAGAGGCAGCAGUGCCGCUGGCUCUGCCGCUGGCUCUGCCGCUGGCUCUGCCAGGGCUGAGACGGGCUCGGCUGGCUACCGCGGUUCUGCCGAGCAGUCGUCGGAUGAGUCGGAGGAGGAGGGGGAGGCGGAGUGGGCCACCUGCGCCCCCUGGCGCGCUUUCUACCACCAGCGCGGCAUGCAGCCGCUGCGUCGCGACCGCAGCCUGCCUCCCCAGCUGGUCAAGAGCUUCCUUCCGAAGGUUCGGCCACAGCCUGUGCAGGCAGAGCGGCUGGAGCCUGCGGAUGAGCAGCAGGGCAGGCAGCGGCCGGGGCGAGGUGGCAAGAGCCGCCGCAGGCGCUGGUGGCUGAGCAUGUGCGGGCUGGGCGGCGGCCGCAGCGGCAGCGGUGGCAUGACCGAGUAA